AUGGACACCGACGUGCUAAGAAUGAUGGCCGACCUUGGCAUCGAGCGUCGAGACAUGGUUUCCGCUCCUGCCGAUGAUGGCAGAGGCCGCAUCACGCAAGUCGACCUUCUAACCAAGCAAGCCGCCAUCAGAGACUUUGAAGGGCGUCGUAACACCUCAUCAAAGGCCAAGGGGCCUACGGGUGAAGUUGCGGCCAAGCUACAAGCUUGGAACAUGGCCAGCGCCUUUGAGCGUGACGACGUCACGGAGCAGCUCGAGAAUCGUUUCAGCGGGCAGGGCCACCGCGCUGAACUAGCUCAAGCUGUACGCUAUGGUCUCAUUCAAGACCCUACAUGGGAGGAAGUCGAAGACAACCACGGCGAAGAGCGUGCCCUCUAUCUAAAGGAGCGUGAAGCCAAGGGUCCCAGGCCCAACUACGGCACUCCCAUCUAUGUAAUAACGCCGUCUCCGAAGCCCAACAACUUCCCCACAGGCCCAGCUGUUGAUCGUACUCCACGCUCUCUUCCACCCAAGUUCGCCACUCCUGGAAGCGUCAACCGUGGUCGGCUCACCAUCCGCGGCCCACCGAGCACUAACCGUGCGCCUUCACCUCGCUCUCAAGGCACCAUCCGCUUCACGAAGGGCGGUAAUCGGCUGCGUCAGCCCAUGUCUGGAAGUUGGCCGGAUAGUGCUCGGGAUCCACCCACAGAGCUCGUUACGUCGCAGCUUCCAUCAUCCACCAUGACCACUAUCCGAGGCCCGUCCAUCAUAGCUCCCAACGAUGCCGCUAACAUCACUACUACUACGAACGAAGCUGCCAUCACAUCUGUGGACAACUUUCACACGCAACAGCCCAUUCGGCUCAUUGCCGAGUGGUACGCCGCCAACCCUGGACAGGAAUGCGACAAGUACUACGCCGACCACCCGGAGCAACAAGACCUCUACCGCAAGUCUUACCGUGAACUCAUUAAGAAGUCGUUCAGACUUGCCGCCAACCCUGACAGUCGCGAGACCAAAGCCGAGCUCGAGACGCAUAAGGACCAGGUGUGGAUGUUCGACGAAGCUUGCACUGCCAGAGACAUGUGGGAGAACGGGCGUAUGACGGAGUUCAACAACUACUACGCCGUCAACCCUCACCUCAUCGACUUCGCAAAGUGCGCGGAGAAGAACCUCAAAGGUCAAAUCACCAUCUGCUUCGCUGCGCCGCAGCCCGCUCGGCAAGUGCAGGUGCCGACCACCCCAGGCGUACCUUCCGCAGCAAAUGCUCCGUCUAAGGCAGGUGCCCCACCCACACCGUGUCAGUCUCCGCCGCACCCGUCACCAAUGGGUCUUUCAGCUCACUCGGCUUCUCUUCCACCCAUCGAUACCGAGCACACAACGCACAGCACUGCGCCAACACAGCCCGUGCUACACCCCGUCACCACAACCGACACACCCUCUACGCUGAGCUUGCACAACAGCGCCACCAGCGAGCACCAAGACAUCAUGGGUCUUCCCAUCCCGUCGAUGAACGACUUCUCACCAUACAAUACUGUCGCCACCCCAACAGCUUCUGCAAGCUUCAAUGGCGCUAGUACAUCGGCGGCCGCCACAAGCCCGCCAACAUCAGACGGCAAGGGCAUGCUUUCCGUCGUGUACCGCAAUAUCGCCGGCAGAUUUCUUGGGGAACGUAGCUGGGAAAUCGACGCUCCGGUGCGUCUCGAGUUGUCUGCUACCACCACCAGCAACGGAUACGACCCACGCGAGCUUAUGGAAAAGAUCGUGGCAUUAGGAAAGGCGCUGCAGGGAGUCCACCAGGCUCGUCCGACGGUGGUUGACCGUGCGGGAAACAUGGUCUUAAUGAGCGACGGACUGUGGGAGGAGGCUCACGAGGUCGGACUCUGAUGUAUCGUAGUCCGCAAUCAUUCCCUGGUGGAGAGCGGGCGCAGAGACGCCGUCGUCGGCGGAACACCAUACUCAAUGACAAGACCAUUGGGACGGUGACAAUCACUCUGCGGUCACAUACGAAGUCUUGACGCUCUUCACCCUUCAGUGGUGCACGCAAAUGUCGCCGUGUUUCCUCCAAUAGCAUGUGCAGGCGCUACGCCAUUGGGAAGAGUGCUCUCAUCGUCCCCGUUUGCGUUGUACCUUCUCAUCCUGGUGGCGGACGCAGAGGUGAUAGAACCUACAGUGUAGCAUAACAGAACCCGAUUACGUUGGGAGGUGGAACGAUGUACUUGCCGCUCUGUUCUGCACCUUACCAUUGAGACACAAUUACGAUCCAUGUGCGGUCGAAGGAGCGGAGGUGUUGAUAUGUGCCAUGAUGGCAGACAACGAGCACUGGCUUACAUUUCAAAGGCAUACAGCUGUCGACAGUCCAGUUUCGAU
This is a messenger RNA of Baudoinia panamericana UAMH 10762, 2346 nucleotides long. RefSeq lists its product as uncharacterized. Lineage: Eukaryota; Fungi; Ascomycota; Dothideomycetes; Mycosphaerellales; Teratosphaeriaceae. The coding region runs from base 1 to 1863 and encodes 620 amino acids. The transcript has 2 exons. The record is from RefSeq and is a predicted model, not a curated record.